CUCAUCUACAUUUCUCACUACUUCAUCUCCAUUACUUCUUUUACAAUUUCAUCUCCAACAAAAUCUUCCAUUUUCAUCUACACCAACUCCCCAACAAUAUGUCUUUACUCACAAUGGGCGAGGCACACAGAGGAACAGUUGCAAACAUCGCGACAUACGAUGUCUCAAGGUUUCGCACUCGAGUCCACGAAUUUGUCCACAUGGACCCGUUGAUUCAACCUUAUGUUGAACUUGCCGGUUUUGGUCACCUUAGCAAAAUUAUGUCUUGGUCUAUAGAUAACAAAUUCAUUCUCGCCUUAUGCGAAAGAUGGAGGCCAGAGACACACACAUUUUGGUUUCCAACCGGUGAGUGUACCGUGACGUUAGAAGACGUCUACAUGCUUUUAGGACUACGAAUUGAAGGCAAAGCUGUUAAUGGUAAGACCAACUUUCCAAAUUCAAUUUGCAUGGAGCUUUUAAACGUUGAUUUGUUAGAUGAUAAUGCUAGGGGACAAGGUAUACUACUUUCACGCCUAAAGUCAUAUUAUAAUAGUUUUUAUUUAGAUGAGCAUUCUACCGAAGAAGCUCGAAUCAUUAAAACUAGGUGUUACAUUAUGUUGUUACUAGGAUCCUUUUUAUUUCCCGAAGGUAGUGGUUCUAGCAUGCAUAUUAUGUACUUACCUUUACUUAGACAAAUAGAUAGAAUAGGUAGUUAUAGUUGGGGAUCCGCAUGUCUAGCCUAUCUCUAUAGUUCUUUGUGCAAAAACUGCCACAAAGAUACUUCUACAUUUUCUGGAUGUGCUGUUUUGCUACAAGCAUGGGGAUGGUCAAGACUACCGUCUCUAGCACCGGUCAAUAGCAACCCCUUCACUUUUCCAUAUGCAAAAAAGUAAGUUGUUUAAAUUGCUAUAUCUUUACUUCCUUCC
Messenger RNA from Lathyrus oleraceus (garden pea), 905 nucleotides. RefSeq names its product protein MAIN-LIKE 2-like. The transcript is spliced from 2 exons. Gene Ontology annotation, biological process: meristem maintenance; meristem development. The record is from RefSeq and is a predicted model, not a curated record. Lineage: Eukaryota; Viridiplantae; Streptophyta; Magnoliopsida; Fabales; Fabaceae. Bases 99 to 872 code for a protein of 257 amino acids.